AUGAAGAACUGGACAGAGGCUCAGAGAUACUGCAGAGAUAAUCACACUGACCUGAUCAGUGGAGUCAAACAGCUAGAAGACUUCAAGAGACAGCACCCGGAUUAUGCAACGUGCCCGAGUACUAGAAACACGUGCCCUUUCUGGAUCGGCCUGUUCAGAGACUCUGACUGGAGUUGGUCAGAUGGGAACAAUUUCUCUUUCAGAUCCUGGAAUAAUGCUAAACCUAAGGAUAAACAAGACCCUAAGAAGCUAUGUGCUAUGACUACGUCAAAUGGAAAUUGGAGCUCUGCUGACUGUAAUGAAACCAAACCCUUCUUCUGCUACGACGAUUCAGUGAUCCUGAUCAAGAAGAACAUGACCUGGGUGGACGCGUUAUACUACUGCAGAGAUCACUAUCGUGACCUUGUCUCCAUCACCAACCAGGGCGAGCAGCUCUGGGUCCAGGAGAGAGCCAAGACGGCCUCCACUCCCUACGUGUGGCUGGGACUGCGCUACACCUGCACUCUGGACUUCUGGUUCUGGGUCACUGACGAGACGGUCCUCUACAAGAACUGGGGCCCCGGCCAGUCUGGGGACGACUGCAACAUGUCUGGAGCCAUGGACAGAGAGGGAACGCACCAGUGGGUCAAAAAAGACGACGACGAAACACCAGUUUAAUUUCAUCUGUUCCAAGUAAAAACCAGCAGAAUGAAACUAAGUACAUUUACUCAAGUACUGUACUUUAGUAAUAAUGCUGUUGAGAUGAGGUACUUUAC
Messenger RNA from Sander lucioperca (pikeperch), 755 nucleotides. RefSeq names its product putative C-type lectin domain family 20 member A. The transcript has 2 exons. NCBI's taxonomy places the organism in Eukaryota, Metazoa, Chordata, Actinopteri, Perciformes, Percidae. The record is from RefSeq and is a predicted model, not a curated record. Bases 1 to 657 code for a protein of 218 amino acids.